Lathyrus sativus (Indian pea) is the source of this 1038-nucleotide messenger RNA. NCBI's taxonomy places the organism in Eukaryota, Viridiplantae, Streptophyta, Magnoliopsida, Fabales, Fabaceae. The record is from the annotation of a GenBank genome assembly.
AUGACGGAAGUAGAGUGUGCUGAGUUACCGCAGGAAAUCAUUGAAUCAAUUUCCGAAAGGCUCACAAUCUACUCUGACUAUCUUCGAUUUCGGUGUGUCUGUCGCACCUGGAAUUACUCUGUACCCAAAACCCCUCUCCAUCUACCACCUCAACUCCCAUGGCUCAUGCUUUCUCAUAAAUCCUUCUUCGACCUCACCGCCAACAAACUCCACCUCCUCGAUCUCCCUCUAUCUUCUUCUCACGCCACUCGUAUCUGCGGUUCUUCUUUUGGCUGGCUCGUCAUUCUUAACCAAAUUUCUGAAGUUAGUCUUCUUAACCCUAUAACACACAUCACACUUUCUCUUCCUUCUCUCUACACUUUGCCAGAGUUUGUUAGAAAGCAUUUGGAUAAUAAUAACAACCGUUUCGUUAACAAAGUUGUCUUGUCGUCUAGCCCUUCGCAUGGCGACGACUUUGCUGCAUUCGCCAUUCUUAAUCCUAAUCAGUUAGCAUUCUGUAGAAAAAGCUAUGAUUCUUGGGUUCUUUUAAGAGUGAAUGAAAAUCACCUAUGGAUGGACGUUGUAUCCAAAAACGGUUUGUUUUAUGCUGUGAGCUCAGAAGGAAUGAUAGCGAAGUGUGAUGUUGAAAGUUCUCAUGUCUCCAUUAUUAAGACGACAGACUCUAUCAGUUUAUGGAAUGCAAUUUACUAUGUUGUGUUUUCCGGAGAGGACAUGUUGUUAGUUUAUAGGUAUUUACAAAAGGAAAAUGUAUCUCAAACAGAAAGGUUUAGAAUUUUAAAGCUGAAUUGGAAUGUGCUAAAGUGGGAAGAAAUUCAUACUUUGGGCGAAAACACGUUGUUUGUAGGGCAAAAGUCUUGUGUUUCUUUUUGUGCUGCUGAUUUUGUUGGAUGUCGUCCAAAUUGUAUCUAUUUUGUUAGGAAAGAUGACAUUAGCGUCUUUAGUUUAUCAGAUAAGAGCAUUGCGUUAUUACCCCAUUAUCCACUGAACUUAGAUCGUCAGUUGGGAUGUUCAAUUUGGAUUACACCAAAUCUGCAAUGA